Messenger RNA from Saccostrea echinata, 2078 nucleotides. RefSeq lists its product as uncharacterized. The transcript is spliced from 3 exons. Gene Ontology annotation, biological process: protein targeting to membrane; peptidyl-L-cysteine S-palmitoylation. Gene Ontology annotation, cellular component: endoplasmic reticulum; Golgi apparatus. Gene Ontology annotation, molecular function: protein-cysteine S-palmitoyltransferase activity. Lineage: Eukaryota; Metazoa; Mollusca; Bivalvia; Ostreida; Ostreidae. The coding region runs from base 66 to 2039 and encodes 657 amino acids. The record is from RefSeq and is a predicted model, not a curated record.
UCAAUGAUAUUUCACUAUUUGCCAUUCCACAAUAAUACAAAAGAUUGUUUGCAUACAGGCAAAGUAUGGCUGUGUCCCGAUCAGUUAAAGUGGACUUGGGAGAACCUGAGGAAGAAAGGGAACUAAGCCUGAUGCAAAAAUGGAGAAAACAUGUUGAGGAAAAGAGAAAAUCAGGCCAUGAUACAAAAGUGGGAAGAGCUUUAGUUACAGCUGUCCUGGCCUUUCAGGUCCCUUCACAGUUGUAUAUAUUUAUGUAUUAUAUAAUUCCCUAUUUAUUUAUAAACUAUGAUCCCUGGCUCCAAUACUACCUGAAAGUUUUCAUUGUUGUAACCUCUUUAGAAUUUUUGGCAAACUUCCUUUGUGUUCAACUGUAUGACACAAAAUACAGAAUAUCAAAGGACAACCCACAGCCAAGAGAAAUCCAUGAUCGCUGGAACAACCCACCCGAAAAAUUUGUUCCUCUUCAGGUCUACAAUAAUGGAGUAUCUAAUGGUCAUCUGAGAGACAAUCAUGGGGGUCUGCCCUGGACAUACUGUGAUAUCUGUAAGAUAGAUAUCCCACCCCGAGCUCAUCACUGUAACUUCUGCAAGGCUUGCAUUCUGAAGCGCGACCACCACUGCUUUAUGGUGGGUACCUGUAUCGGCUUCAAAAAUCAGAGAUACUUUGUUGUAAUGGCAUUCUACACCUUUGUAAAUGGACUUGGUGGUGGAUUCUUUACCUUUCGCUACCUUAGUGAUAUCUACUGGGAAAGUGCCCCAUGGACUGACUUUGUCUUGCCCAUCACUGUCUACAGAACUAUGUUUGACAACAUUCCUCUACACAUUGGCAUCAUGAUCUACCAUUGCUACACCGAGUUCCUGUUUGGUUCUGUAGGAUUAUUCUAUUUUUUGUCACAGCUGUUAAUCAUUGGUCAAGGAAAAACUCUGUAUGAAUUAACAAACGAAGUUCCAGUCAAGAGCCUUAACUCUGUUAAUUCAAAUUUUGUCUCUGUUUUUCGCAAUAUGGCGGUAUCCAGGAGUGUAGCAGUGGACGUCCAGACGCCCGCCGAGGAAGAAGAACCAAAAACAUUAAUGGACAAAUUUCGGAAACAUAUUGAAGAGAAGAAAAAGAAAGGACACCAGGGCAAAUAUGGUAUGUACUAUUGCUGGGCACUGUGGGUAUUCCAAACCCCCACCCAGUUGUACAUGGCUUAUUAUUACGUCAUACCGUACCUCAUGCACGACUUCACGGACUGGACGCAGUAUUACGUUAAGGUGAUUUAUACCAUUUGUGCCAUACAGACACUCGGCAAUCUUGUGUGUACUACACUGUACAGUACUAAAUACGUGAAAACCCGAGACAAACCGGACGUUCAGGGGAUCAGAGAACGUUGGGAAAAUCCUCCCGAUCAGUUCCUGCCACUGAAUGGUACCCCGAACGGGCACCUGCCGGAUGAUGGUGGUCUUCCUUGGACGUACUGUGACAUUUGCGAUAUGAUGAUUCCACCCAGGGCACAUCAUUGUAAGAAUUGUCGGGCUUGUAUUCUGAAAAGAGACCAUCACUGUUUUGUUGUAGGGACAUGUAUAGGACAUUAUAACCAGCGUUAUUUCGUGGUAUUGACGUUUUAUGCGACUAUUGUUGGAUGGGCAGGUAUUAUAUCUACCUUUGCCUACCUCCGCCUGUUCUACUGGUCAGAUUCUGUGUGGACGGAUUUCGUAUUUCCGGUCACUAUAUACAGAGGAGUGUUUGGAACGAUUCAGCCCCACAUCACCAUAAUGAUCGUCCAUAUGUACACUGCUUCAUUCAUUGGAAUCAUGGGAUUUUUCUAUUUCUCUUCACAAAUAACCAUAGUCUCUAAAGGCAUUACUUUGUAUGAGCUGGCAAAACAGGUUCCAAUAAGAAAUACGAACUCCACGAAUGCAAACUUUGUGACAGUAUUUGGAAACUUUUGGUUCCUAAACUUUAUAUUUCCUAUGACAAUUUUGUUUCCCGUGAAAGAAGAUGGUACAUACUGGAAAGGGGUAAAGUUGGACCAUAACGGUAAUUAUAAAGACUCAUAGUGGAUCCACAUCAUUCAGGAAAGGGGUAAAGUAAGACAU